Molecule: messenger RNA, 436 nt
Organism: Zymoseptoria tritici IPO323
Lineage: Eukaryota; Fungi; Ascomycota; Dothideomycetes; Mycosphaerellales; Mycosphaerellaceae
Exons: 1
Coding region: 29-220 (63 amino acids)
Source: RefSeq, a predicted model, not a curated record
CUACCAAUGGGUCAACCAGCUGCUCAACAUGCUCAUCGAGGAGGGAAUUCCGAGCAGUCGGUUGUGGAUCUUCGGUUCUCCGCCUCGGAGGUACUUGAGUACUGAUGACAACGACACGGCCCGAAGUAGAUCUAUCACCGUGAACUACUCAUCACAAAUACUAUGUGGACAGGACGACGCACGCAUGAGCCUUGCACGUGUCGUUUCGUCUGGACAUUGAUGACUUGAUCCAGAUCUCGUUCAUGCUUGCGUGGAUUACAGAACGUUUACGUGCAGAUAUGAGUCGAAUGAUAGUCGUUCAGGACCAUCGCAGUCGUUCUGAGGAGACCAUGAGAACGACGACUAUUCGCUCAAGACGCCACUCUCCAAUCCGCAGUUUUGCUUUGCUUUGCAAUUCGCGGAGCCAUCUCAUCACCUCGUUCACGACAGAGCUAUG